This is a messenger RNA of Diorhabda sublineata, 703 nucleotides long. RefSeq lists its product as uncharacterized. Bases 143 to 496 code for a protein of 117 amino acids. The record is from RefSeq and is a predicted model, not a curated record. Gene Ontology annotation, cellular component: mitochondrion. The transcript has 3 exons. Lineage: Eukaryota; Metazoa; Arthropoda; Insecta; Coleoptera; Chrysomelidae.
AGGGACUGUGUCGUCAAUUUAAUUGAGUCACAUUUCAUUAUCCAUUGUUUUCCGUAGAUCCUUCUGUUAACAUUGAAAUUGGAGAACCGAAAAGAUUUAUUUUCCAAAUUAAUUCGUACAACAUAAGGUUUCAGUGUAAAAAAUGGAUCUAAUUGACGGAGACGAUGUAUGUAAAAAACAAGUAUUAGCCGAAAAAGCAAAAAGAAGAAUGGAAUUAAGGGAAUACUUCCUUAUGCAAAAGUCCUAUCCUUUUAAACACAUGGCGGGUGAGGGAGGCACGGUUUUUGAUCCCGCUAUAAUAAGAUACCACUCAAUGAUAAUGUAUGAAAGAGAUUGGUUUCGCCCUAGCUUCUCUAACAGCUUGAAAGGAAUUUGUUUCUUGGUGUUGCCGAUGUCGUUACUGUAUUACGCUAUUAGAAAAACUAAACUAUAUGAAGAAAGAAAAAUAAGAAGAGGAGAAGUUGCUUAUAAGGAUAGACGAUUUAAAUUUAUAUGAAACCAAGAAUUUGAAGGGAUUAGUUACAUAGCUGAUAACUAAAAAUAUAUUUUAUUUGUUUAUCUUGCUUUAAAUCUUGUAUUAUUUUGAAAACAUGGGAUAUGGCAGAAAUAAUUAUAAACAUCCGCACAUGAAUUGAUAUUUCAAGUACUCCAUUUACUAUCAUAUCUUGCAUGCGAACAAUGCAUCAACUUUCACUUUAAUUGA